Messenger RNA from Sorex fumeus (smoky shrew), 1671 nucleotides. It is a transcript of the gene IDO2, whose product is annotated as indoleamine 2,3-dioxygenase 2. Gene Ontology annotation, cellular component: cytoplasm. NCBI's taxonomy places the organism in Eukaryota, Metazoa, Chordata, Mammalia, Eulipotyphla, Soricidae. The coding region runs from base 65 to 1378 and encodes 437 amino acids. The record is from RefSeq and is a predicted model, not a curated record. Gene Ontology annotation, biological process: 'de novo' NAD+ biosynthetic process from L-tryptophan. The transcript has 10 exons. Gene Ontology annotation, molecular function: heme binding; metal ion binding; L-tryptophan 2,3-dioxygenase activity.
CCUCGGAUCAAGGUUCUGUACGGUGACUGAGACUGAAUGACUGACUAAACAAAAGAGAUAUUAUAUGAAGGUCUUAGAGUUUUUUUUUUUAAAAAAAUAUAAUUGUGACAUUUGUUUCUUCAGUGUCAGCUUCAGUGUAGGUAUUACAAACAAAACUAUGGAAUCUCAAAAUCAACAUUUGAAGACAACACUGUCACUGUCUUUAAGAAGAUUUCACAUUUCUGAAGAGUAUGGAUUUCUUCUUCCAAAUCCGCUGAAAAAACUUCCAGAUCAUUAUGGGCCUUGGAUGGAAAUUGUCAAUAAACUUCCUCACUUGAUUGAGAGUCACCAACUUCAAGCUCAAGUGAACAAGAUGCCUCUCCUGGAUUGCCAGUUCCUUACGGGUCAUCGGGAACACCGCCUUGCUCAUUUGGUCCUAAGCCUUAUUACGAUGGGGUAUGUCUGGCAGGAAGGAGAGACACAGCCCCAAACGGUUCUGCCACAGAAUCUUGCUCUUCCAUUUGUUGAAGUCUCCAGGAACUUGGGCCUCCCUCCUAUCCUGGUCCACUCUGACUUGGUGCUAUCAAACUGGACUAUGAGGAACUCUGAAGGACCUAUGGAAAUCAGGAACUUGGAUACCAUAUUUUUAUUUCCUGGGGGCAAAAGCCUUCGUGGUUUUAUACUGGUGACUGUGCUGGUGGAGAAAGCAGCAGUACCUGGGAUUAAGGCACUUGUUCAGGCAGUGAAUUCCAUCUUGCAAAUGAACCAGGACUCCCUGCUUCAAGCCCUUCAGCAACUAAGACUCUCCAUUCAGGACAUGACCAGAGCUUUAGGACAAAUGCACGAUUAUGUAGAUUCAGACAUCUUUUAUGCAGUCAUUCGGAUCUUUCUCUCUGGAUGGAAAGACAACCCAGCCCUGCCUGUAGGCUUGGUGUAUGAAGGAGUUUCUGAAGAGCCUCUGGAGUACUCUGGAGGCAGUGCCGCACAGAGCACAGUACUGCAUGCGUUUGACGAAUUCUUAGGUGUUCAUCACAGCAAAGAAAGUGCGGAGUUUCUCCACAGAAUGAGGGAUUACAUGCCUCCUUCUCAUAGGGCCUUCAUAGAAGAAAUCAAAUUGGCUCCAUCACUAAGGGACCAUAUUCUGGCCUCUGGAAAUGACGAACUUCUGAUAGCCUACAACAAUUGUGUGGAGGCCCUGGCAGAACUGCGUAGUUAUCACAUCACCGUGGUAUCCAAAUACAUCAUCAUAGCUUCAGCCAAAGCAAAAAGCAGAAAAUCAAGUCAUUCCCCAGGGUCUCAGGCCUCAGAAGAAAGGGGCACUGGUGGGACUGCAGUUCUGAGUUUCCUGAAGAGUGUCAGAGAUAAGACCCUAGAGGCAACUGUCCACCAAAGUGAGUAAGCAAACACUGUCUCCCAUGCUGAGAAAAUCCUGCAAUACAGUUUUCUCUAUUCUGUCUGGAAUAAUGCAAAAGGAACCUUACUACCCCAUCCAACACCAUCUUCUACUUUCUUGAGAGCUAUUAGUCUUAACAGAGGAAGAUUUUCAUGGUGAGGAAAUUUCCUUGGAUUGUCCAAUCACUGGUUAGUAGAAAUUUGCAAAGCAGUAGAAAAAAAUCAUCUAAUUUUUGUUCAAUGAACUAUUUAUUGUAUAGAUUGCCUUGUUUAUUAUCUUAAAAAAUAAAUUAAAAUAUA